AUGGCUUUAUGUUCUCAAGCAUUUAGUACUUCUACUAAAAGAAGUUGUCAUUUUAACGCCGAUUCUAUCCAUCCUAUCAAAAGAAUUUGUCCAUCCUCAUCAUCAUCUACUACUGUUGUUGCUGCUGCUGCUGCUGCUAAUAUUGCUACUUCUAGUUCUUUUACUGCUGCUCCACGUCGUAAAAAGUCGGUUUGCAUCUAUUCAUCUUCUGAUGAAGAAAAUGAUUCGGCUGAUGAACAAAGAUGUUAUAAUGCUGAUCAAAUUAGAGCUAAAAGAAGAGCUUCUAGUCGCAUUUCAUUCUCGAUGAAUUCAGAAUUAUCAAGAGCUAUUUCUAAAUAUAGUGACGAUGAAAGUGAAGAUGAAGUUGAUGAUAAAUCAUCUUCAAUGGUUGCAGCUGUUGUUGCUAAUCAUUCUCGUCGUAAUUCAAACCAUAUUAAUGAAGUUAGUAAUGUUGAUUCCGAUGAAGAAGAUAAUGUGUUUGAUAAUUUGGAUUGUAAAUUAACUUCAAGUCCAAUUUCAAGUCAUCUUUCAUUAAAUAUUAUUAAUCAUACUAAUAAAGGUGGAUUUAUUCAAAUUUCAGAUAGUUCUAAAAGUACUGGAUCUUGUUCAAGAAGUAAUGUUCCAGAUACUGAUAAAUCAGCUAGAUCACGUUGUUUUGAUUAUUUAGUUGGUGCUAUUGAUGAAGCUUGGGCAAGAUACUGUGAUGCUUCAACUCAUGUUGAAGAUGAAACUUAUGGUUAUGUUACUCCAAAUUCAGUAGCUACUGAUGAAGAAGAUGAUUAUCUUAAUAAUUCAACUGAUUUCACUGAUUAUGAAGAUUCUGAUUUUGAAUUUUCCAAUCAUCACAAACAACAACAACAUAAUCAUCACCAAAUGCAAUCUCAAUCAUCAGCUCGUCCAUCGAUGAAACCUACCAUGUCAAUGACUUCCAAUGUUUCUUCAUCCAAACAAGAUCCAGCUUCAUGUCAAUUACUGGCCUUGAAGGAUCGUUUAACCAAAGCUAAAUAUUAUUUGCAAGAUUUGGUUGAUUCUGAAGAUGGAGAAGAUGUUAACUCAUUUUGGAAACGUUGGGAUAUGAUUAAAUAUGCCACCAUUGAAUUAGUUGAAGAUGAUGACGAUGAUGAGAUUGUUGAAACUACCAUUGACGAAUUAGAAAAUGGUCGUUUAUUUGUAAAUUAG
This is a messenger RNA of Scheffersomyces coipomensis, 1179 nucleotides long. RefSeq lists its product as uncharacterized. The coding region runs from base 1 to 1179 and encodes 392 amino acids. NCBI's taxonomy places the organism in Eukaryota, Fungi, Ascomycota, Pichiomycetes, Serinales, Debaryomycetaceae. The record is from RefSeq and is a predicted model, not a curated record. The transcript has a single exon.